CUCGAGGAGUGCUGACCAACGCCUAGCUGCAGCGGCCGAGCUUGUAUCUUCGCUAGCGUGUGUUGUUGUCAUAUUUCGCACUAAGUCAUCGCAGACAAGCACCUGACGGGACAGUUUUCUCCUGUAGAGAGAUCAAGCUGCUGAAACAAUUCAAUGGGUGAGGUAAAACAGGUCCUGAACACCUGGUGUAGCCAGCGGAAAGUCUGCCCAGAGUACGAGUUUGCGACUUCAGGACCAAAACACCGACCCAGAUUCAAGUGUGAGGUUCGUGUGGAAGGAUUUAACUAUGUCGGUGUUGGAAACUCCACCACCAGAAGGAUGCCCAGACAAAACUGCGCCCGAGACUUCAUACAGUUCCUCGUCAGACAAGGCUUGAUGAAGGCAGCCGAUGUUCCAGCUGUCAGUCUGCCAGCAGAUGCCACCUCUGGCAUGGCUGGAGAGGAAGGCAUGCCCCUAGAUGCCAAGGGUGGAGCUCUAACCUCAGGCACCCUACCCCCUCACCUAUUGGCCUCUGGUGGGGUGGGUGUUGGAGAGGGGACAUCCCUGUUUGCUCGAGAACAGCCUGUGCCAUACCAGAGAGGUCCACCCCAGGAGUAUCUGGACAGACUGAAGGAUGAACGCAAAGUGGAAGAGGCAGAAGACGUAGACUUCAGUGCUAACAUCCAUGGAGGUUGGACGCUAGAAAAUGCCAAGAGUCGCCUGCAUCAGUUUCUUCAGAUGAACAAGAUCCACACGGACUACAGAUACAGCCGAGUGGGGCCGGAUCACAACAGGAGUUUUAUUGCAGAGAUGGAUGUCCACAUCAGGAAACUCCAGAAAACAAUUAAAGGUCGUGAACAUGGGUCUAACAAACAGAUGGCAUCAAAAUCCUGUGCCCUUUCUCUGGUGCGACAGCUUUACCAUCUGAAACUUGUGGAGGCUUACACGGGCGAGACGAAGAAAAAGGUUGCAGAUAAAGUUCCACCAUAUGAGGUAGGGGUUAGCCCUGACCUGGUGAAGCAGGUGGACUCUGUACUGGAACUGUGGAAUAUCAAGCCUGUCAGUAAGCCGUCUUGCAAACAGGAAGAACCGAUCUCUCUGCUAACAGACUUUUCCCUGGAGGAAUUUGAGCCUAAGCGCCCUCAGCCCUCGGGUGUUGUCUCCUGGUCUCCCCCUGCACCCAACUGGAACCCCUGGGCCAACUGUAAUAUUGACGAGGGGCCCCUGGCUGUGGCCACGAUGGAGCAGAUAAGCCUGGACUUGAAUAACAGCCUCCAAAAUCAGAUAGACAAUGAUCCAGAACUUCAGAAGAUGAUGAAUGAACGGGCCAAACUGCCCGUCUUUAACACAAGGGAGACAAUCCUGAAGAUGAUUCAGGAGAACGCUGUCAUCAUAAUACGUGGGGAGACAGGCUGUGGGAAGACUACACAGGUGCCACAGUACAUUCUGAAUGACAUGAUAUUGAGUGGACAAGGAGCCAGCUGCAACAUUGUUGUGACUCAGCCAAGGAGGAUAAGUGCCAUUUCAAUUGGAGAACGAGUAGCCAAUGAAAGAGCAGAAGAGUUGGGUAUGAGCACUGGUUACAGCGUGCGGUUUGAGUCCAUCUUCCCCAGACCUUAUGGGGCAAUCCUCUACUGUACCGUAGGAACACUGUUACGACGACUAGAAAGUGGCUUGCGCGGCAUUUCCCACGUCGUCGUUGAUGAAAUCCAUGAGCGAGAUCUCAAUACUGACUUUAUGAUGGUCCUGCUUAAGGACAUGGUACAGACCUACCCUGAGCUGCGUGUGGUUCUCAUGUCAGCUACUGUGGAUACAUCCCUCUUCUCAGAGUACUUUGGGAAUGCCCCAAUCGUUGAGGUGCAUGGCAGAGUUCACCCUGUGCAAGAGUACUACCUAGAGGAUUGUAUAGAGAUGCUGAACUUCAUCCCCCCUCCCCCAGAUCGGAAACGCAAGAGGGAUCGGGAUGAAGAUGCCUUAGGGGGAGAGGAAGAGGAGAAAAAUUGCAACAAAGACAUUGGAUCAGACUACAGUGAUGCGACCAGGCAUGCCAUGAGCAUGCUGAGCGAGAAAGAGAUGUCAUUUGAACUCAUUCAGUCGAUGUUGAACUACAUCAAGACACUGAACAUCCCAGGAGCUGUGUUGAUUUUUCUGCCUGGCUGGAAUCUCAUCUUCGCUCUUCACAAGUUCCUGGAGGCCAACCCAACCUUUGGUGGGCCUAACUACCGACUUCUCCCACUACACUCCCAGAUUCCUCGUGAAGAUCAGCGGAAAGUGUUUGAACGGUGCCGUCCUGGUGUGACCAAGAUCAUCCUGGCAACAAACAUUGCUGAGACGAGUGUCACCAUUGAUGAUGUUGUCUUCGUGAUAGAUUCCUGCAAAGCUAAGAUGAAACUAUUCACCUCUCAUAACAACAUGACGAACUAUGCGACUGUGUGGGCGUCCAAGACGAACCUGGAGCAGCGAAGGGGUCGGGCUGGUCGUGUGAGGCCGGGAUUCGCCUUCCAUCUCUGCAGCCGCAGUCGCUUUGAGGCUCUAGACCAGCACACUACGCCAGAGAUCUUCCGAGUGACUCUCCACGAACUGGCUCUGUCCAUCAAGUUGCUACGUCUGGGUUCUGUGGGGACAUUCCUAGCCAAAGCUGUCGAGCCUCCUCCCAUUGAUGCCGUCAUGGAAGCCGUCGCACUCCUCAAGGACAUGAGAGCCUUGGAUGACAAUGAAGAGUUAACUCCCCUGGGACGAAUUCUUGCGAAAAUGCCAAUUGAACCCCGACUAGGAAAGAUGAUCAUAUACGGCUGUCUGUUUCGUGUGGGUGACGCCAUGUGUACCAUCGCAGCCAGCACCACCUUCCCCGAGCCUUUCAUCACUCCGGCGGACAGACGCCGGCUCUCCUGGGUGCACAAGAACCUGGCAGGGACGCGUCAUAGUGACCACGUGGCACUGCUCAAUGCCUUUCAGCUGUGGGAGGAAGCCAGAGCCAACGGAGAAGAUGCUGAGAUGAGUUUCUGUGACCACAAGUCUCUGUCCCUACCCACACUGAGGAUGACCUGUGAGGCUAAGUACCAAUUGAGGGACAUUCUUGUGAACGAGGGGUUCCCUGAGGAAUGCUUCACGCCCGAUGUGCUCAGUUUUAGCGGUCCUGACACAAAACUGGAUGUGGUAAUCACACUGCUCUCGCUGGGCCUGUACCCAAAUGUCUGCUACCACCAGGAAAAGCGUAAGGUUCUGACCACAGAAAGCAAGUCUGGACUUGUUCACAAAUCCUCUGUCAACUGCUCAAACCAGGAGAUCUUCUUCCCAUCACCAUUCUUCAUCUUCGGGGAAAAGAUCCGCACACAUGCUGUGUCAUGCAAACAGAUGACCAUGGUCACUCCCCUACAGCUCCUACUGUUCGGGUCACGCUCUGUCACGUGGGAAGAGGGACAAGUUAUACUCGACAAAUGGAUCACUCUUGCGAUGGAGUUCACUGUGGCUGCCAAGGUCGUCGGCCUCAGGCCAGCCCUGGAGGCACUCCUGGUGCGUGCUACCAAGGACCCCGAGAGCGUGACAACCCCUGGAGAACAGGAGGAAGGCCUUCUGAGCGUGAUGAAAGCGCUAUCCAAAUCCAAUGCUGGCGACUAUGAUGUAGCUCGGGCAGAAAGCAGGGAAAAGAGACCAACCUUUGGAGACAGACCCAGUAAAUUCCCACGCUUCUCGCACCGCAGAGGAUUUGACCGCGGAGGAUUCCGAGGUGACCGUGGCCGAUUUAGUGGCGGAUAUGGGGGCGGUAGAGGUGGCUACGCGGGCGGAAAAGGUAGCUACGGGGGCGGAAGAGGUGGCUACGGGGGCGGAAGAGGUAGCUACGGGGGCGGAAGAGGUGGCUAUGGGGGCGGAAGAGGUGGCUACGGGAGGGAAAGAGAGGGUAGUGGAUAUGGUGGAUUCCGAGGUGGUCAGAGGGGUGGAUUUGGAGGCCCUGGAUUUCGAGGAAGAGGAGGAGGAUAUUCUGGUGGCUGGUAGAGAAGAAG
Molecule: messenger RNA, 3980 nt
Organism: Liolophura sinensis
Lineage: Eukaryota; Metazoa; Mollusca; Polyplacophora; Chitonida; Chitonidae
Product: ATP-dependent RNA helicase A-like
Biological process (GO): regulation of mRNA processing; positive regulation of transcription by RNA polymerase II
Cellular component (GO): intracellular anatomical structure; ribonucleoprotein complex; nucleolus
Molecular function (GO): 3'-5' DNA helicase activity; ATP binding; RNA helicase activity
Source: RefSeq, a predicted model, not a curated record